Neogale vison (American mink) is the source of this 1955-nucleotide messenger RNA. RefSeq names its product EP300 interacting inhibitor of differentiation 3 (gene EID3). The record is from RefSeq and is a predicted model, not a curated record. The transcript has a single exon. Gene Ontology annotation, biological process: DNA repair. The coding region runs from base 101 to 1210 and encodes 369 amino acids. NCBI's taxonomy places the organism in Eukaryota, Metazoa, Chordata, Mammalia, Carnivora, Mustelidae. Gene Ontology annotation, cellular component: nucleus; Smc5-Smc6 complex.
UCCUCCGCUCCGAUAGACCCCCCCUUCAGUUUCCGCUGUUGUAGGAAAAACGUUGUGAAGGCCGUUAGCAGAGUGUCCCCUGAGAGCGCCAGUCGCGGAAAUGUCUAAUGAGAAAGGUUCCCUCGGGGGAGGUGUAGAGAAAGGAGAGGAGCCGGUGGGGACCGUCGCUGCUAGUGCGUACUCUGUGAAGCAGGCGGAUGAUGGGGAGGAGCCGAUGAAGGUGGGAGUGGCGCUGGGGGCUGGUGGCUGCUCUGACGACCUCAGCUAUGGCGAGGCCAGCAUAGACCCCAGCCUCCUAGGGCUUGCGGGGGACGAGGAGAAAUGCCGGAAAAUCCGCAAGAAGUACCGGCAGCUCAUCUAUAACGUCCAGCAGAACCGUGAUGACCUAGUGAACACCGUGAGCGACUCGUUAACCUUGGCGCUGGAAGAAGCCGAUGUCCUGUUUGAUGGAGUGAGCCGAACAAGAGAAGCGGCUCUCGAUGCCCAGUUUCUUGUUCUGGCUUCUGAUUUGGGUAAAGAAAAAGCAAAGCAACUAAAUUGCGAUAUGAGCUUUUUUAACCAAGUAGCGUUUUGUGACUUUCUGUUUAUAUUUGUGGGUCUAAACUGGAUGGAAGAGGAACAUGAGGAAUUGAGUGGCUUUGAUGAUAAUAUAGUUCUUUCCUUCUGGGACACAGUACAGAAGGAGGCAUCGUCCUGGAUUUUGCAAGCUGAGACAUUCCACUUUAUUUUUGGUUCAUUCAAGUCCAAACCUGCACCAAGGCCCCGACUUGAACACCUCAAAAAAGCUCUCAAAAUGGAAGAAAAUGGGGAUAUGCCUGCAAAGCUGAGGAAGUUGGACCUGAGUAAUAAUCAAGAAACAACAGAAAAAGAAGUAGAAAGAAUCUUGGGAUUGUUGCAAACUUACUUUCAGAAGUAUCCUGAUACUCCUGUGUCCUAUUUUGAGUUUGUGAUUGAUCCAAACUCUUUUUCUCGUACUGUGGAGAAUAUAUUUUAUGUUUCUUUCAUUAUAAGGGAUGGUUUUGCGAGACUAAGGCUUGACCAAGACAGGCUGCCGAUAUUAGAGCCAAUUAAUAUUAACCAAGUGGGUGAGGGAAAUGAUCCCUGUUCUCAUGGCAGGAAACAAGGAGUUAUAUCUUUGAGUUUACAGGACUGGAAAAAUAUUGUGGCAACUUUUGAAAUUUCAGAGGCUAUGAUCACAGACUCCUACUAGGGAUUUUUGUUCUUCAUGUAGGAUGCAUUUUGUGGCUUUUCUGAAGUAUCUCAAAAUGGAGAGUAAAAUCAAGCAGAAGCACAUAACUAUUUCAUGUAAAGUGAGAAAGUAUUUUCAAAAAUGCCAGAAAUUGUUUUACUGUGCAGUGUAUUUUUUUUUUUUUUGGUAGUUUAUAAGGUUGUCAUGAUCUUCUGUUAUUAAAAAAUUAUUCACUGGCAUGUUUGCGGGAAGAUUUUUUUAAAAUGCCCUUUAAGACUUUAUCAAUAAAAAUUAGUUCUGGAAUUCAUAAGAGGCAUUUGAUAGUUUACCAAAAAAUCAAUUUUAUGAUGCUAUUUGAUACUGCAUUGCUUCCUCUGUUAGAGGGAACUUGUAUGGGGCACCUGACAAAGUGGGGGAAAAAAGUAGUCAAGAAAGACUAUCCGUAGGGCAGUGAAUAAACAAUGCUAAUACUGUAAAAAAAUCUAGAUGUCGUGCUUCAUUUCAAGGAGGACUCAGUAAGAUUAAUGAGUGAGAUCCAUAAGCUAAAUAAUUUAUCCUGUGAUUAGACUUAUCUACUGUAGAGACAUUCUACUUUUGUUAGGUGAGGCGUCAGUUAAGUGCAUGCUGAAAGGUGAGUAGGGAUUGGUCAAAGAUAGAAGAAAGGUAUUCUAGGCAGGGGAAUACGGAGGUCAAAUACAUGGAAUUGUGAGAAAUUAUGGCACCAGAGAUUCAUGAGUUGUUUCUUUUUUAUUUUAAACUAUUCCAU